CGCUACACUGUACUGGUUUCUGCACUGUGGAAAACUGAGGUCCAGGACUGGGAGCUUAAAUGCAUGAAUAGCUUGCUGCUGGAUGAGAGCCACCAUGAACCCGAAACAGAAAAGUUGGAAAACCCCCAGGACUCAUCCAACAAAGUCGGAACAGGAAACGAGACACGACAUAUUUCAAAAUCUGGAGCCAAGAAAACUUCUGAAAAAGACACAGUUCCAGGGGGUGUGAGUUUACUGACCCGUGUGCUGCGCAUGGCGCACCGGGGCCUUCUCAGCCCUUUGGGUCGGCAGGGAGUUGAGGAGAAGUGUUCACAAACACUGGCUGUGCCGAGACAYCARAGUCCUGGCUGCAUGUUCCGGAGACGAGCCUCGGCUUCAUUUACACAAGCUCAGGUGAGAUUGAAAAGGCAGAGCAAGCAGAAAAGUAGCAUUCACCAGCCUGCAGGACAAGGGAGCAGUGGAGAGGUGGCUGUAGCCCCUGUUACUGGGACAAAACCUGCUGGCUGUGGGAAAAGUGAAAGAUAUCAGCAAACCUUUGAGAGAUCUGGUACAGGGUCUGUUGGCAAAGUGACUCAUCGUCGUAGCAACCACACCAUCCGUAAUCAUGCCAGGGCGAAAUCUCAUUGUCUUCCUCAAAAUGAGAAGAGCUCAGUGGACCAGAAUCCUAACUCCAGUGUGAUUCUCUCCUCCACCAUUCACUCGAGUCCCCAACCCACCAGUGCGUCUCAAAGUGGAGAACCCCAUGAAACAUUCAACGCAGCUCUCAUCAGAGAAUUAUCAUCCAGACAUCAGACCGGGUUGCCCUUCACGAACGCCAGAGAAUCAAAGCUGAUUUAAAAACUUAAGAACAGCAGAACAUGAAAGUACCAACCAGGAUUUAUCAAACUGUUGAGCUGCAAAUCUGCUGGUUGUUUAAAACUGUCUUCUCCAGGAAUUUGUCACUUUCAUCACAAUUUAUUGUCUUUUCCAAUACUUCACACACUUUCUUUUUAAUUGCCUCAAAAAGGUUUAAUAAAAUGCAUAUUUUUAAUUGU
Messenger RNA from Poecilia reticulata (guppy), 1034 nucleotides. Lineage: Eukaryota; Metazoa; Chordata; Actinopteri; Cyprinodontiformes; Poeciliidae. The record is from RefSeq and is a predicted model, not a curated record.